AUGCCGAAGGAGAGGGAGAAGAGGCGAAAGACCUCCAAGGAGGCAGGUCUGUCUGGCGCUGGGAUUAGUGAAGGGUUUGUUAAAGAGCGCAGAACAAGCUGCAAAGCAUCUGAGAUUCGCGAUGAACUGUGCCAGAUGACAGAAGUAAGGUUACCUGAGGUUAACUCCACUCAAGCGCAAACUAGUAUGAUGGAGGUGCUCCGUGUACCGCAGGUGACAAUAACCCCAGAUGGAGGCUGCUCGCAUGAGAUCGGGCAGGAGGACUGGGCUGAUGUGGACGGUCCUCUACGACGGAAUAUGUCAAACUCCUCUAUCUCCUCAACAGGUUCCUCCAUAGAGUCAGAGGAUGACAUUCUGAGUGACAACGAGAAAAAGAGCAAGGGGAAUAUCACAUUAGAACAUUUGUGUGAGGACACGGGAGAAGUGAGUACAGACUAUUCUUUAUUAAAAUAAAGUCAAGUUGUUAUAAGUGCCUUUUGCGUCUCUUUUCAUAUUUUAAGGAGAAAUUGUGCACCAAUAUUGAAUUUUAAAAGCCUGUUAUAGUAAAUGAAUUGCCCUUUAAUAAAGCUGGGUUGAGAAACUCUGCUACCUUUAUUAUAGAUGACAUGGAGAAUUCAAUAAAUCAGAUUUUUAUAUGAAUAAAGACUUGCUAAAGUGCCAAAAUUCUGCAUUUUUAUGUCUGUAACUUCUAGGCACCCUCUGUGACUUCUAGGAGGAUUUUAACCCACUUAACCCCAAAAUGUAUCCAGGUUUUCACCAUCAUAUAGUUAAGCACUAGUUGUGACAGUCAUUUCUGAAGAUUACUUUUUAUUUCAUGUGGUUAGUAAUUCAUUUACAUCUGCCCCUCAUUUUAAGGUCAACCCUGUUAAAGCUGCAAUAUGUAACUUUUUGGGGCGACCCGACCAAAUUCACAUAGAAAUGUGUUAUAAAUCUGUCAUUCUCAUUGAAAGCAAGUCUAAGAAGCGGUAGAUCUGUUCUGUGUGUGCUAUUUCUGUGCUUCCCAUUCUUAAGUUUAGUUUUUGCAGUCUUUUACUUUUGUCAACCCUGUUACCCAUAGAUACAGGCUAGAAAUGUUUUGUCUACUAGCAUAUCUCAGAUCUGGCAGUCAUUCUGAUAUUAUGACUGAGAACUCUGUCCUGUCAUGGGGAAGAAUAAAUCUAGCCCUAUCUACAUGCCAAGUACAGUACCAUGUUUGGAUGAAGAACAAUGUUGAAGGCUCUUGAAAAGUUACUAGAUUUGUUCUUAAAUUCAAAUCACAUUGCAAACAGACAUAUAGAAAAUAUCUUAAAGCAGGGUCCAAUUGUCUAAAGUAAUGACAUCGAUGUGGUUAUUUGAUCACACGUAUUAUAUGUAUUGACCUACAUGCUCAACGAGCACGGUCUUGAGUGUGUAUUAGGUUACAUUAGCAAAUAGCCAAGGAGCCAAAGGGAGGGGAAGGGCUAGGCUAUAGUUGUAUGAUAACUGGAAACACGUCUCUUCUCUGAUUUAUGAAGAUCUUCUUCAUUCUUUAAAGCUGUAAUAUGUAACUUUUUGGGCAACCCAACAAAAUGCACAUAGAAAUGUGAGUUAUAGAUCUGUCAUUCUCAUUGAAGGCAAUUCUAAGAAGCGGUACAUUUGUUCUAUGUAUGCUUUUUCUAUGCUUCCCUUUUACUUUCGGUUUUGUACACCAACUUCAAACGGCUGAAAAUACAAUGUUUUUGGUUAUAGAAAAUAUAUUUCACAGCGGUUUAAAUGGUAGAAUGAUUCUCUACACUAUACUUGCUUGUUUUGUCACAUAAACUAUUAGAAUUUGAGCAACCAGGAAAUGGCGGAGCGAUUUCUGCAUAGUGCAUCUUUAAUGGAUGUAAGCCUACUGAUGAAUGUACUAAACGUCCUUUCCUUAAUGUAUUAAUUAAUAUUUUAGAAACCCUUUCAUACACAAGACAUAAAGCCACAUACAGUACGUGUGAUACUGGUAUAAUCAGUUGUUUUGAGGAUCUGUAUAAUGUUUUCUUCUUUAUAGUGCAGUAACAAUGAGUCACUGAACCUGAGUGAAAAACAGCACAUUUUCGUAUCUAAUCAACAGCCAAGUGAUCAGUCAGCGCUUAUCACUUGGGUAAUUACAGACACUUAUUACAGACACUACUCUAAUGGUUUAUUUUGUCUUGUUUGAGAUCAUGUCAGAUAGGCCUAUAGUUAGCUAUCUUAAAGGUCAUUUCCUCUUUUGUGGUGCUCUUCUGUGAGACAACACAGAAGUGGAAAGGAAUUAAGUUACCCCCCCAUCGUAAUUGAGUUAACUCCCUUCAUUUCUGAUGGGCCCUGGUUGCUGGUCUGAAGCAGCCAUUUUGUUUUAGCCAUGUCUUUAUAGCACAUAAUACAGGCGCUGCUGUAAGCCUGACCUGCAGUAUGAUUUAGGAGGACUGAGGGUGGUGCUGUAUUUGACUUCAACACUCUUGACUGAUGAUUUGCUCUAUAAAAUAGUGAUACAGUUGUGUUGUCAGGACAAUAGAGUAGUUUUAGAUCCUCAAACUUAAAAGUAGCUGUGAAUACCUAUAUGAUGAUCCAACAAAGUCUCCAAAUAAUGUCACUUGUGAACGUAAAAACAUAAUUCAAUGUAUGACUUCUCUUCUAAGGCCUCUGUUCCUCUACACCACUGGGUGGAAAAUCUGAUCGAAGUGAAUAAUAAUCUGCUUGUUAGAAGCCAUAUUUGACUUUGUCUCCGACAUCUGGAGAUCUGUGUCUCUGUACCUCUGUAACUCUUCAGAGCUAUGCUCAGCCAUCUCCAUAGAAGGAUCUUAGCUGUCAGCUUCCUUUAAACACACUGAAUACACAUUGCCUGGCCCUGCUGGAAGAGGGCUGAGCUGUGUACACUACAUAGUGGUGCUCAGUGCUCUCCAACUGGGCCAGGUCAGUAUGACAGGCCACUUGAAAAGCUCUCAUACCCAACCCUUUUAUUGAUCUUUCCAGUCAUUUAAAACAAACAAUAGUAAUGGAAAAAGUGCCUCCCUGUUCUGAAAAUAGAGAUUUCAUUAACUCGCUAACCUUUUUAAUAUAGCAGAUGAAGUGUCCAGUCAGCCCCCACACUUACAAUACAAGCCACCCCCAUAGUCUUAUGUGCAAAUUUUAGCCACAUUGACAUUUAGUUAUUGCCCUUUCAACACAACAAGAAAAGUACUACUUUGUACACUAGGUUACCCAUUCUGUGUUUCCAGUAGGGGAGAGUGGGGUAAGUUGAGCCAUUUUUUACAUUCAGCAUCACUCUGUCAAGGAAAAUAUAUGACUCUUUCUAACAAAUGUAUCUACAUAUAUUUCAAGAUGUUGUGUAUCCCUGGAAAUAAUCAGAAUUCAUGUAAACAUUACAGUUUUGAAAAAAUCACUUGUUCAAAAUAAGUAGUGUCUUGGCAUGACACCCUGGGUAUGUGGUAAGUUGAGCCACAAGGACAGGGUAAGUUAAUCUGCCUACAAAUUUCUGUUCUGAAUGAAAUAUUACCACCACCUUUUGAAAACCAUGUCUAUCUUUAUUUCCCUAACACAAUUCAACACAAUUGCUUUUUUGUCUUUUAAACAUUUUAGGCAUCUUUAAUGCAGGCUUAACUUUUUUUACUUUUUUUUACACUUUUAACAAGGGCCAUGUACUGUUGUUAGCUCAUAUCCCAGUGAUAAUGCCUUGCAUUAUGCCUGGGAAGAAAACACAAACAUUUGCACAACUUGCCAUUGGCGCAACUUACCCCAAGUCAAACAUUUUGACUAUAUUAGCCCACACAGCUACAAGGAUGCACUUUCAUGAUAGGUUUAAGACCUCAUAUUGAAGCUUAUAGAGACCCCAACUGAUGUAUAGAAUACUCUUAAAAUUAUCUACUUUGGUUUAGAUAGAAGCAUCAUGAAACCUCUAACACAAUAAAUUCAUUUGACUUGGUGAAAAUCUGUGUUUUUGGACCUAACUUGCUUACCACUUUUUCCAUUUGGUUUCUUCCUUCAGAUUCCAUGAAAGGAUGACCUCUUCCUAAAUAUUUGGUAAAAUGAUUAAUUUUGUGAAUGGUUUCCUAGAAACAAGGGUGGCUCAACUUGCCCCUUUGGCUCAACUUACCCCACUCUCCCCUCUGACAAUAACUUGUAGUGAAAAAGAGUAAUACACUUUGAUGGCAUCACAUUUAUUGGCACUAGCAAUUUGUGAAAAAAAAUGGUAUGUUAAUGAUUGCUCAUAUUCAAAUCUGCCAGGUUGAGAAACCGUUGCAAGGAAAAUGAACAGCUUGAGUGAAUCAUUCAGUAUUGUCACUCCCUUGUUCCAGGUCUUGUUGACUGUUCUGUCAUUUUAAUGGGGCAAGUUCAAGUGUAGUGGGCUUUCUUUGCAGCUGAUUCUAGGAGCCUUAUUUUCCAUCAGUCUGUCAAACACAAUAGGUACGGCUUUACAAAAGAGGUGUGUCCCAGACCUCACUAGGAAUGUAUUAGUAGAUGGUUAAAGAAACAAAAACGUUUCACAAACAUUUAGUUAUUGUAAUUUGUGAGAACACGCCUCAUACCGUUAUGGAAAUUGAUCAUUUAUUUUCAUGAAUUGAAAUACCUACUACAAUGUUGAAAUUCAGACUAGCUUUUACAUUACGUCUAUAGAAUUAUAUGUAGCCACAACUGAAAGGACUAUAUCUUCAUAUCUCCUUAUCGUGACAGAGCACAUGGCUUUUUUAAAAUACAUGUGCAUUAAUACGUUGUCACUGUACACUGUUGGUAAUUCUGUGUUUGAGAGAAAGUUGAAGGCCUGUGUGGACAUAUGACACCCACAUAGCUGCCUAUACCAACAGAAAGUCAAUUUUAUAUGCCACAUCAACAACACCAGCGAGUGUCACUUGACAUUUCAGAGUAGCUGUGAGUUCUGUUAUUUGUUUUCAGUGUACACAAUCAACAGAAUGAGUAGUGUUUUUUCACUGCGGCCAAUGACCAGGGCUUCACUUCCUUUUACUGCAAUCUCAGCAUACUGCAUAGUGACAUCCAACCUCUGUUUCAUUCAUUACCCUGAAUUGUCAUUGUCACUGGACUUGCAGUGCAUUCGGAAAGUAUUCAGAUCCCUUGACUUUCUCCACAAUUUGUUACAUUACAGCCUUAUUCUAACAUUUAUUAAAUUGUUGUUGUUGUCCCCCCCCCCCCCCCCCCCCUCCUCAAUCUACACACAAUACCCCAUGAUGACAAAGCAAAAACAGCUUUUAAGAAUGCAUUUUUUGGGAAAUAUCACAUUUACAUAAGUAUUCAGACCCUUUACUCAGUACUUUGUUGAAGCACCUUUGGCACCGAUUACAGCCUCAAGUCUUAUUGGGUAUGAUGCUACAAGCUUGGCACACCUGUAUUUGGGGAGUUUCUCCCAUUCUUCUCUGCAGAUCUUCUCAAGCUCUGUCAGGUUGGAUGGGGAGUGUCGCUGCACAGCUAUUUUCAGGUCUCUCCAGAGCUGUUCGAUCGGGUUCAAGUCCGGGCUCUGGCUGGGCCACUCAAGGACAUUCAGAGACUUGUCCCGAAGCCACUCCUGCGUUGUCUUGGCUGUGUGCUUAGGGUCGUUGUCCUAUUGAAAGAUGAACCUUCGCCCCAGUCUGAGGUACUGAGCGCUCUGGAGCAGGUUUUCAUCAAGGAUCUCUCUGUACUUUGCUCCGUUCAUCUUUCCCUAGAUCCUGACUAGUCUCCCAGUCCCUGCCGCUGAAAAACAUCCACACAGCAUGAUGCUGCCACCACCAUGCUUCACCGUAGAGAUGGUGCCAGGUUUCCUCCAGACGUGACGCUUGGCAUUCAUGCCAAAGAGUUCAAUCUUGGUUUCAUCAGACCAGAGAAUCUUGUUUCUCAUGGUCUGAGAGUCCUUUAGGUGCCUUUUGGCAAACUCCAAGCAGGCUGUCAUGUGCCUUUUACUGAGGAGUGGAUUCCGUCUGGCCACUCUACCAUAAAGGCCUGAUUUGGUGGAGUGCUGCAGAGAUGGUUGUCCUUCUGGAAGGUUCUCCCAUCUCCGCAGAGGAACUCUGGAGCUCUGACCGAGUGACCAUUGGGUUCUUGGGCACCUCCCUGACCAAGGUCCUUCCUCACCUCAUUGCUCAGUUUGGCUGGGUGGCCAGCUCUAGGAAGAGUCUUGGUGGUUCCAAACUUCUUCCAUUUAAGAAUGAUGGAGGGCACUGUGUUCUUGGGGACCUUCAAUCCUGCAGAAAUCUUUUGAUACCCUUCCCCAGAUAUGUGCCUCGACACAAUCCUGUCUCGGAGCUCUAAAUCAAAUCAAAUCAAAUUUUAUUUGUGACAUGCGCCGAAUACAACAGGUGUAGACCUUACAGUGAAAUGCUUACUUACAAGCCCUUAACCAACAAUGCAGUUUUAAGAAAGAAUACCAAAAAAAUACCAAAAACAUUAUAUGAGAAAAUAAUAAGAAAGAAAAGUUACAAAUAAUUAAAGAGCAGCAGUAAAAUAACAAUAGCGAGGCUAUAUACCGGGGGCACCGGUUAGUCGAGGUAAUUGAGGUAAUAAGUACAUGUAGGUAGAGUUAUUAAAGUGACUAUGAAUAGAUAAUAAACAGAGAGUAGUAGCAGCAGCAUAAAAUAGGGGAGGGGGCAGCAAUGCAAAUAGUCAGGGUAGCCAUUUGAUUAGAUGUUCAGGAGUCUUAUGGCUUGGGGGUAGAAGCUGUUUAGAAGAAUCUUGGACCUAGACCGCUUGCCGUACGGUAGCAGAGAGAACAGUCUAUGACUAGGGUGUCUGGAGUCUUUGACCAUUUUUAGGGCCUUCCUCUGACACCGCCUGGUAUAGAGGUCCUGGAUGGCAGGAAGCUUGGCCCCAGUGAUGUACUGGGCCGUACGCACUACCUUCUGUAGUGCCUUGCGGUCGGAGGCCGAGCAAUUGCCAUACCAGGCAGUGAUGCAACCAGUCAGGAUGCUCGCGAUGGUGCAGCUGUAGAACCUUUUGAGGAUCUGAGGACCCAUGCCAAAUCUUUUCAGUCUCCUUAGGGGGAAUAGGUUUUGUCGUGCCCUCUUCACGACUGUGUUGGUGUGCUUGGACCAUGUUAGUUUGUUGGUGAUGUGGACACCAAGGAACUUGAAGCACUCAACCUGCUCCACUACAGCCCCGUCGAUGAGAAUGGGGGCGUGCUCGGUACUCUUAUUUUUUCUGUAGUCCACAAUCAUCUCCUUUGUCUUGAUCACGUUGAGGGAGAGGUUGUUGUCCUGGCACACACGGCCAGCUCCUGGGGGCGGCCUGUGAGGAAGUCCAGGAUCCAGUUGCAGAGGGAGGUGUUUAGUCCCAGGGUCGUUAGCUUAGUAAUGAGCUUUGAGGGCACUAUGGUGUUGAACGCUGAGCUGUAGUCAAUGAAUAGCAUUUUCACAUGGGUGUUCCUUUUGUCCAGGUGUGAAAGGGCAGUGUGGAGCGCAAUAGAGACUGCAUCAUCGGUGUAUCUGUUGGGGCGGUAUGCAAAUUGGAGUGGGUCUAGGGUUUCUGGGAUAAUGGUGUUGAUGUGAGCCAUAAUCAGCCUUUCAAAGCACUUCAUGGCUACAGACGUGAGUGCUACAGGUCGGUAGUCAUUUAGGCAGGUUACCUUAGUGUUCUUGGGCACAGGGACUAUGGUGGUCUGUUUGAAACAUGUUGGUAUUACAGACUCAGACAGGGAGAGGUUGAAAAUGUCAGUGAAGACACUUGCCAGUUGGUCAGCACAUGCUCGGAGGACACGUCCUGGUAAUCCGUCUGGCCCUGCGUCCUUGUGAAUGUUGACCUGUUUAAAGGUCUUACUCACAUCGGCUACAGAGGGAGUGAUCACACAGUCGUCCGGAACAGAUGAUGCUCUCAUGCAUGUUUCAGUGUUAGUUGCCUCGAAGCGAGCAUAGAAGUAAUUUAGCUCGUCUGGUAGGCUCGUGUCACUGUGCAGCUCGCGGCUGUGCUUCCCUUUGUAGUCUGUAAUAGGUUGCAAGCCCUGCCACAUCCGGCGAGUGUCGGAGCCGGUGUAGUACGAUUCGAUCUUAGUCCUUUAUUGACGCUUUGCCUGUUUGAUGUUUCGUCUGAGGGCAUAGCAGGAUUUCUUAUAAGCUUCCGGGUUAGAGUCCCACUCCUUGAAAGUGGCAGCUCUACCCUUUUAGGUCAGUGCGGAUGUUGCCUGUAAUCCAUGGCUUCUGGUUGGGCUAUGUACGUACAGUCAUGUACAGUCACCAUGGACAAUUCCUUCGACCUCAUGGCUUGGUUUUUGCUCUGACAUGCACUGUCAACUGUGGGACCUUAUAUAGACAGGUGUGUGCCUUUCCAAAUCAUGUCCAAUCAAUUGAAUUUACCACAGGUGGACUCCAAUCAAGUUGUAGAAACAUCUCAAGGAUGAUCAAUGGAAACAGGAUGCACCUGAGCUGAAUUUCGAGUCUCAUAUCAAAGGGUCUGAAUAGUUAUGUAAAUAAGGUAUUUCUGUUUUUUUUUUUUAAUACAUUUGCAAACAUUUCUAAAAACCUGUUUUCGCUUUGUCAUUAUGGGGUAUUGUGUGUAAAUUAAGUUAAUCCUAUUUAGAAUAAGGAUGUAACGUAACAAAAUGUGGAAAUAGUCAAGGGGUCUGAAUAUUGUAUCUCCGUACUUUAAAAAAAAUAUGGUUUUACUUUUAUUUAUUCAGGGGAGCCCAAUUUGAGACCAAUGGUGUCCUGAGUACAAACCUCUUCACAAUCAAGAAAAUGGACAUUCCAAAUAAAACACGAAGAAUAAAAAAAAUGCUACAAUUUUAACAAAUAAACCAAUACAAUCAAUCAAUUGGUCGAGACCAGAGGGACCUCAAGAGUUAACCCACCCUGCGAGCGGGUUUGGUAGCUCAUUCUUUUAUACUUUAGUAGCAAAGUUAGGUAAGUUGGAAGCUUGUGUAGUAGAGCUUUGUAAACAAUCUGCUUCCUGCUAUUUAGGGAGAGGCAAGAUCUAUUUCUGAAAAAUAAGCCCACUUUAAAUCUUAGCUUUUUAACUACAGUGGCUUGCGAAAGUAUUCACCCCCCCUUGGCAUUUUUCCUAUUUUGUUGCCUUUCAACCUGGAAUUAAAAUUUAUUUUGGGGGGGUUUGUAUCAUUUGAUUUACACAACAUGCCUACCACUUUGAAGAUGCAGAAUAUUUUCUCUUGUGAAACAAACAAGAAAUAAGACAAAAAAAUAGAACUUGAGCGUGCAUAACUAUUUCUCCCCCUUUGUAGAGCCACCUUUUGCAGCAAUUACAGCUGCAAGUCUCUUGGGGUACAGUGGGGGAAAAAAGUAUUUAGUCAGCCACCAACUGUGCAAGUUCUCCCAAUUAAAAAGAUGAGAGAGGCCUGUAAUUUUCAUCAUAGGUACACGUCAAUUAUGACAGACAAAAUGAGAAACAAAAAUCCAGAAAAUCACAUUGUAGGAUUUUUAAUGAAUUUAUUUGCAAAUUAUGGUGGAAAAUAAGUAUUUGGUCAAUAACAAAAGUUUCUCAAUACUUUGUUAUAUACCCUUUGUUGGCAAUGACACAGGUCAAAUGUUUUCUGUAAGUCUUCACAAGGUUUUCACACACUGUUGCUGGUAUUUUGGCCCAUUCCUCCAUGCAGAUCUCCUCUAGAGCAGUGAUGUUUUGGGGCUGUCGCUGGGCAACACAGACUUUCAACUCCCUCCAAAGAUUUUCUAUGGGGUUGAGAUCUGGAGACUGGCUAGGCCACUCCAGGACCUUGAAAUGCUUCUUACGAAGCCACUCCUUCGUUGCUCGGGCGGUGUGUUUGGGAUCAUUGUCAUGCUGAAAGACCCAGCCACGUUUCAUCUUCAAUGCCCUUGCUGAUGGAAGGAGGUUUUCACUCAAAACCUCACGAUACAUGGCCCCAUUCAUUCUUUCCUUUACACGGAUCAGUCGUCCUGGUCCCUUUGCAGAAAAACAGCCCCAAAGCAUGAUGUUUCCACCCCCAUGCUUCACAGUAGGUAUGGUGUUCUUUGGAUGCAACUCAGCAUUCUUUGUCCUCCAAACACGACGAGUUGAGUUUUUACCAAAAAGUUCUAUUUUGGUUUCAUCUGACCAUAUGACAUUCUCCCAAUCCUCUUCUGGAUCAUCCAAAUGCACUCUAGCAAACUUCAGACGGGCCUGGACAUGUACUGGCUUAAGCAGUGGGACACGCCUGGCACUGCAGGAUUUGAGUCCCUGGCGGCGUAGUGUGUUACUGAUGGUAGGCUUUGUUACUUUGGUCCCAGCUCUCUGCAGGUCAUUCACUAGGUCCCCCCGUGUGGUUCUGGAAUUUUUGCUCACCGUUCUUGUGAUUAUUUUGACCCCACAGGUGAGAUCUUGCGUGGAGCCCCAGAUCGAGGGAGAUUAUCAGUGGUCUUGUAUGUCUUCCAUUUCCUAAUAAUUGCUCCCACAGUUGAUUUCUUCAAACCAAGCUGCUUACCUAUUGCAGAUUCAGUCUUCCCAGCCUGGUGCAGGUCUACAGUUUUGUUUCUGGUGUCCUUUGACAGCUCUUUGGUCUUGGCCAUAGUGAAGUUUGGAGUGUGACUGUUUGAGGUUGUGGACAGGUGUCUUUUAUACUGAUAACAAGUUCAAACAGGUGCCAUUAAUACAGGUAACGAGUGGAGGACAGAGGAGCCUCUUAAAGAAGAAGUUACAGGUCUGUGAGAGCCAGAAAUCUUGCUUGUUUUUAGGUGACCAAAUACUUAUUUUCCACCAUAAUUUGCAAAUAAAUUCAUUAAAAAUCCUACAAUGUGAUUUUCUGGAAAAAAAAUUCUCAAUUUGUCUGUCAUAGUUGGCGUGUACCUAUGAUAAUAAUAUACUUUUUUUUCCCGAAAAUGACAUUGUAGGAUUAUUAAUGAAUUUAUUUGCAAAUUAUGGUGGAAAAUAAGUAUUUGGUCACCUACAAACAAGCAAGAUUUCCCACUGUAUGUCUCUAUAAGCUUGGCACAUCUAGCCACUGGGAUUUUUGCCCAUUCUUCAAGGCAAAACUGCUCCAGCUCCUUCAAGUUGGAUGGGUUCCACUGGUGUACAGCAAUCUUUAAGUCAUUCCACAGAUUCUCAAUUGGAUUGAGGUCUGGGCUUUGACUAGGCCAUUCCAAUACAUUUAAAUGUCUUUCCCUGUAUUUAGCGGCAUCCAUCAUUCCUUCAAUUCUGACCAGUUUCCCAGUCCCUGCCGAUGGAAAAACAUCCCCACAGCAUGAUGAGAGGUGUUGGGUUUGCACCAGACAUAGUGUUUUCCUUGAUGGCCAAAAAGCUCAAUUUUAGUCUCAUCUGACCAGAGUACCUUCUUCCAUAUGUUUGGGGAGUCUCCCACAUGGCUUUUGGUGAACACCAAACGUGUUUGCUUAUUGUUUUCUUUAAGCAAUGGCUUUUUUCUGGCCACUCUUCCGUAAAGCCCAGCUCUGUGGAGUGUACGGCUUAAAGUGGUCCUAUGGACAGAUACUCCAAUCUCCGCUGUGGAGCUUUGCAGCUCCUUCAGGGUUAUCUUUGGUCUCAUUGUUGCCUCUCUGAUCAAUGCCCUCAUUGCCUGGUCUGUGAGUUUUGGUGGGCGGCCCUCUCUUGGCAGGUUUGUUGUGGUGCCAUAUUCUUUCCAUUUUUUAAAUAAUGGAUUUAAUGGUGCUCCAUGGGAUGUUCAAAGUUUCAGAUCUUUUUUUAUAACCCAACCCUGAUCUGUACUUCUCCACAACUUUGUCCCUGACCUGUUUGGAGAGCUCCUUGGUCUUCAUGGUGCCACUUUAUUGGUGGUGCCCCUUGCUUAGUGGUAUUGCAGACUCUGGGGCCUUUCAGAACAGGUGUGUAUAUAUACCGAGAUCAUGUGACACUUAGAUUGCACACAGGUGGACUUUAUUUAACUAAUUAAGUGACUUCUGAAGGUAAUUGGUGGCACCAGAUCUUAUUUAGGGGCUUCAUAGCAAAGGGGGUGAAUACAUAUGCACGCACAACUUUUCCGUUAUUUAUUUUGUAGAAUUAUUUUUAAACACUUUUUUCUUUUUCUUUUUACUUCACCAAUUUGGACUAUUUUGUGUAUGUCCAUUAUUUGAAAUGCAAAUAAAAAUCAUUUUAAAUUACAGGUUGUAAUGCAACAAAAUAGGAAAAACGCCAAGGGGGAUGAAUACUUUUGCAAGGCACUGGAGCUCAUCUGUAUAUUUUUUAAACAUUCAGUCUUUGUCAUCCAAAUGCCCAGAUAUUUAUAGGUGGGGACCUGAUCAAUGGGAGAACCUUCGAAUGAAUAAAUAUGUAGUCCAUCAUAAACAUUUUUGCGAGAAUUAGAGAACAAGAUGUAUUUAGUCUUGCCCACAUUAAGUAUACGUUUUAAACCUACCAGGGCUUUCUGUAAGGCAACCUGGCCAGAUUGCAGCUCUAACAUAGCCUGGUCAUCAGUUGGGGCAAUGGCAUACAUAAGUGUCGUCUGUUUACAGAUGAACAUUACAAGUUUUAAUAUCUAGAAAACUAGACUUAACACCAUCAGAAAUCACAAUGUGAUGUCUGCCAGAUAAUUCUCAAACCACUUGCAAGAAGCCUGAUACAGGCCUAUUUCAGUCAACCAUUGUUAUGAGAAUGUGAUGGUCAACAGUGUUGAAGGCCUUGGAGAGGUCUAUAAAGAAGGCAGCAUAAUGAUUUUUAUGAUCUAUGCAAUUUAACACAUCAGCUGAAACAGUGCCAUGUCCAGGUCUAAAACCGAAUUGGUGUGGAAAUGAUUCCAUUUAGAGUGUAAGAAAAUAAAAUGUUAUGUUUCACCUCUGUGUCAUCAAGCAAGUGCUAAGUACUGUCUGUGAAGCAUUUCUGCUGUGAACAUGCUGUGUGACUCACUCAACGUCUCAUCACAGAUAGGGAACCAAAGUCAUCAUGUCUCUGCCUGAAUCAUCCACAUCUCGUUGAACAAGCUGUCCAUGACUGUGUCUUAAUGCAAAUCACAUGGAAACAGCAAGCCAGUCAGGUGGGACCAUACACAGUAACAGUGGCCAAGUGAUUAUGACAGCUGUCCAUCAACAAUUUGAUUCAAUGAUCAUUAUUGUUAUACAACUUAAUUGACAUCCACCCGACUAGUGAGUGCUGGCUUGAGGAGGACAGUGUCGCUGCCUGGUUGAUAAUGAACCAGAUACUCCAAAGAGGUAAAGCUGACUGUUACUGUGCUUGGUCUUCCUUCAGCAGAGCAAACCCUGGUGGAAGAUAGAGACUAUCGUCAACUGGCCUUUUGUUGGCUCCCAGAGAAGAAACCUGUCCUGGGUUCAACUAGCUGGACACAAAGGUAAAGCACAGUCAUCAUGGUCAUGACCCCUCACCUAUCAGAGCAGCACACCAAAAACCAAUCACUAAUGUAAGAUGAUACAUACUGUACACAUUCCACACAAAAUAAAGCACACAAGACACAGACCGUACUGUAUACUAUUAGUCACACUCAACUGCAAAUUCAAUCUGAAACAAUCUUCUUGACCCUAACCAGCUUCAAGACGGGUCAAUCAACCGAGACCUCUCUCCUCUGUGUCACGGAGGCUCUCCGUACUGCCAAAGCUGACUCUCUCUCCUCUCCUCAUCCUCCAAGAUCUGUCCGCUGCCUUCGACAGCAUAAACCAUCAGAUCCUCCGCUCCACCCUCUCAGGGCUGGGCGUCUCAGGCUCUGCACACUCUUGGAUUGCAUCCUACCUGUCAGGCCGCUCCUACCAGGUGAUGUGGAGAGGAUCUCUGCAGCACGUCCUCUCACUACUGGUGUCCCUCAGGGCUCGGUUCUAGGCCCUCUCCUUCCCCCUUCUGACACCCAGGUGGUGACAGGCAUCUCUGCGUGCCUGGCAGACAUCUCAGCUUGGAUGUCGGCCCACCACCUCAAGCUCAACCUCAACAAGACGGAUUCGCAUUUCCUCCCGUAGAAGGCCUGCCCACUCCAAGACCUCUCCAUCACGGUUGACAACUCCACGGUGUCUUCCUCCCAGAGUGCAAAGAACCUUGGCUUGACUCCAGACAACUACCUAUCAUUCUCUGCAAACAUCAAAGCAGUGACUCGCUCCUGCAGGUUCAUGCUCUACAAAUCCAUAGAGUACGACCCUAGUACCUCACACAGGAAACGGUGCAGGUCCUAAUCCAGGCACUUGUCAUCACCCGUCUGGACUACUGCAACUCGCUGUGGGCUGGGCUCCCCGCUUGUGCCAUAAAACCCCUGCAACUUAUCCAGAACUCUGCAGCCUGCCUGGUGUUCAACCAUCCCAAGUUCUACCAUGUCACCCCGCCCCUCCACACACUACACUGGCUUCCAGUCGACGCUCACAUCCACUAGAAAACCAUGGUGCUUACCUACUGAGGAACUGCCCCUCAACCUUCAGGCUAUACUCAAACCCUACACCCAACCCGAGCACUACAUUCUGCCACCUCUGGUCUCUUGGCCAUCCCACCCCUACAGAGGGUCCGCUCCCGCUCAGCCCAGUCAAAGCACUUCUCUGUCCUGGCACCCCAAUGGUGGAACAAGCUUCCCCUUGAAGCUAGGACAGCAGAGUCUCUGCCCAUCUUCUGAAAACAACUAAAACCCAACUACCUCUUCAAAGAGUAUCUUGAACUUAUUACACAUUUGUUGUUACAACCUGAAUAAAAAUUGGAUUCAAUGUAUACUUUUUUCACUCAUCUACACACAAUAUCCCAUAAUGACAAAGUGAAAACAUGUUUUUAGAAAUUUUUGUAAAUGUAUUGAAAAUUAAAUACAGAAAUAUCUCAUUUACAUAAGUAUUCCCACCCUGGAGUCAAUACAUGUUAGAAUCACCUUAGGCAGUGAUUACAGCUGUAAGUCUUUCUGGGUAAGUCUCUAAGAGCUUUCCACACCUGGAUUGUACAAUGUUUGCACAUUAUUCUUUGAAAAAUUCUUCAAGCUCUGUCAAGUUGGUUGUUGAUCAUUGCUAGACAGCCAUUUUCAAGUCUUGCCAUAGAUUUUCAAGUCGAUUUAAGUCAAAACUAACUAGGCCACUCAGGAACAUUCAAUGUUGUCUUGGUAAGCAACUCAAGUGUAUAUUUGGCCUUGUGUUUUAGGUUAUUGUCCUGCUGAAAGGUGAAUUUGUCUCCCAGUGUCUGUUUGAAAGCAGACUGAACCAGGUUUUCCUCUAGGUGCUUAGCUCUAUUCUGUUUCUUUUUAUCCUAAAACAACUCCCGAGUCCUUGCCGAUGACAAGCAUACCCAUAACAUGAUGCAGCCACCUCCGUUCUUGAAAAUAUGAAGGGUGGUACUCAGUGAUGUUUUGUGUUGGAUUUGCCCCAAACAUAACGCUUUGUAUUCAGGGCAUGAAGUUUUUUGCAGUUUUACUUUAGUGCCUAUAUUUUUUUUAUAUUUUUUAUUCUGUACAGGCUCCCUUCUUUUCACUGUCAUUUAGGUUAGUAUUGUGGAGUAACUACAAUGUUGUUGAUCCAACCUCAGUUUUCUCCUAUCACAGGCAUUAAACUCUGUAACUGUGUGUCAGUGAUGUCAUUUCAGGGCAAAAGUGUUUUCUGGCUUCGUGCUUUACUGCCGCUUCUCCCUGGUACCUGUUUCGCCUAACAGUGUUUACUCGUUAACUGUGAUUCGUUAUUUCUUCGUCUCUUUUUUGUUGUUUUGUUUUUGUCCACUUUUAGGCCUACUGGAGUUGUGACUUUUACAACCUUGGCUUAUUAGUGCUAGCUAGUUAGCUUUUAGCCUACCUCUGAAAGGCUCAGCAUGGUCAAUCCGUGGUCUGCAGUGGCUUUACAACAUUUACUACUGAUACAGACUCUGCAGAAGUCAGAGCAAACUUACUUUUUGGCUUCACAGAGCUGUUCUCAAGGAAGUGAGUUUGUGUUUUAUACAGGACCUCCCGCCCCCACCUACCAUCAACCAAUCAUGUCAAUGCGGAGCUAUACGGAGCCCUCUACAUUGUUACAAAAUGUGAAAGGCGCAUGGCAAUGCGGUACAGAGCUUGAUUUGGCCUCUGCAUGCCUCCGGAGGCUCUGCAAUUGCGUCACACCCUCAAUACGAAGCCUCCGACCACAUUUUCAGAUCAAGCACUGCUGUGAUCACUUCCACCUGCCUGGAUUCUUCCUAUGAUCGCUGGCCUCCUGUUUCACUGACCCACCUCUGGAUUAUUGCCUUGGACCUCCCUCCUGGAAUACCUAUCAGAUUACCCACUUUGAUUCUCCCGCAGCCCGGUAUGGCUUCCGCCUCCCCCUGCUUAUUUGCCGGUUAGCUCUAUGGCAGUGGUCACCAACCAGUCGAUCACCAAACAUUUCUGUAGAAAAGCCAACAAAGGCUUGCACUCCUUUUUUUUGUGUGUGUUGCGCUGUUGUCUGUAGUUGCAAUUGAUUCAGAAGCCCUGCGCAUGGGGCAGGCAAAGUGUUCCCAUUUUGAACCAUUUCGUUUGUCUGAAAAGACAAACUCCGCCUACCAGGCAGACCGGGAGAUCUGUGGCUAAAAUAAGUGUGCCUACUGCAGUGGCCAAUCGGAUAGCUAAAAUCACCUUGCCUACAGCUUUCCCGGCUACAGCAAAGUUUGAUACUAGCCAACAUGAGGUUUCAUAAGUUUUAAAACCAUGACGAGAGAGAGACUGUCAAAGAAUACAGCAAAGAGCUGCUGUUUUUAUGAGUGAGUUCAUGUCUGUUUUUAUUCAACACAUUAAACGCGCUUCUCCCUACUUCUCCCGCAGCAAUGAAUGAGUAGCCAAGUGUAUCGAUAGCCUUGCAUUUUACUUAUUAUUAGCAGCUUCUCGUGUCUGUUUUAAUAUCAAGGAAUAUUUCACCUUCUCUGGUCAUUGGAACAACAUGAAUUUGUGCAUGAGGCAGAUGCAGUUCGACUUGAGUUUCACCAUCAGGUGGAAGACUGUGUCCCCUCUUUCUGCUCAGUCUCACUGGAGAAAAGGAAGGAGAGAGUAGGGACCGUGAGAGGUGGAACCUCUGCUGCUCUCUCCUUCCCUCCGCUGUGAUUAAUGCCGUGUUCAAAACAACUGGGAAAUCUCGGACUUCCGACCUCAGUAGGAUCAAGACAACUGGGAACUCUGACAAAAAUGAGAUCCAACUGGGAACAAUCGUUUUGAACGGUCAUCCAACUCAGAAUUCCAAGUCGGAAACUCUAGAGCUCCGACUUUCCGACCUGAAGAUCACUGACGUCAUGAUUUGACCAUGUAUUAUUUCCCGAGUUCCCAGUUGUUUUGCAAGCACCAUGACCAUCAGAUGCAGGUACCAUCAGUCGUGCCUCGCAUGUGCUACACCAACUGAUCUAUUUGUUAUCAAAGCUCGAGUUUUGAAAUAUAAUAUGGUCUGAGAAGAAUAUCAGCAGGCCAGGCCUAUAGCCAAUAUGCUGUGAUAAUGUGUUAGGCCUACUUCACAAACCUCCUUCCUAAAUAACUAUUUUUAUUAGGUUAAUGCUACAUUUGAAGUCCUGUUUAAGAAAUAUUCUGAGCGGUAGAACUCUGCUUGCUUUUUGACUGCGAAAGUGAUCUUGACUCAGAAAAGGUUGGUGACCACUGCGCUACGUCCUCUACCCUGAAGUGCUUCUCUCCCUGGCUCUGGUAACCCAGUCUCAACUCUUUUGCCAUCGCGUGGGCCCCAGUCGUCAAUCUCAUUGAGUAAGUCUCCGCUCUCUCUUUGCUUUUGCUCUGCUGGCAAAGAUUUUGUUUUUGACUGUGGGUUAUAAUGCUAGCUGGUUUAGAGUAGGCUAGUUGGGCUCUAGCUUGCUGCUUUGCUGACCAUUUACAUUUACAUUUUAGUCAUUUAGCAGAUGCUCUUAUCCAGAGCGACUUACAGUUAGUGAGUGCAUACAUUUUCACACUGGCCCCCCGUGGGAAUCGAACAACCUCAGGGGAAUGUUCUGUGGUGGUUGUUACAGAUGUUGUGCACAACAUUUUAGUGCAUGUUAGGAGAACAUUCCAAGGAUAUUUCAUUUAAUCACUUUCUGAAGAAGAAGAAAAUAUUUUGUUAUCAAAAACAUAAUUUUAAUGUAUUGGGAUGUUAUCAUUUUAAUGUUAGAUAAAAACUCUAAUUAGAACGUAAUGUUGUAUGUUAACUAAUGUCCUAGGAAUGUUCCCAGUUUGCUGGGAAGAGAUUGGACCCAGUGGGCAAAAAUUCCUAACAUUUUCAAAUUAUGGAUUUUUCCAGGAACUCCGCAUGAGAUGCACACCAACUGGUUAUCAAUGAGAGAUUGAAAAAACACAAUAGCUAACUUUACAAAUAGUAAAAAUCAACUAACAAAAAUAUAUAAUUACCCCAAAAAAUAUAUGGUUUGGCCUUUUUUCCAAAUCACUCUCCCUCCCUUCGACCACUGAACUGUAGCUGUUGUCUGUGUGGUUGGGGGGAAUGCCAGGAAAACUCCUAGAGCACCAACCAGGCAUUCACAGACAUACCCAGACCUGCUGCCAUAUUGCCCUUUUAUCAGAGCUAACCACCUCACAAUCUCCUGCAAAGGCCAGGAGUGCAUGCCUGACAGACAGACAGGGGAAGAGGCAUUGUGAGCCCCUUGUCAACAAAUGUAUAUUGAUUUUGAUAUAAUGUAUACAGCGUGUGCAGUACAUUCCAACAAUAUACUUAAAAAACAUGUAUGUAUUAGAAUUGGUGUAAUUACUAUAAUCAGAUGUAAUUUCGACAAAUGACACUGCACUAGACGACCAUGGCAGUUUCCUUCCUCUCCGGCAACUAAGUUAGGAAGGAUGCCUGUAUCUUUGUAGUGACUGGGUGUAUUGAUACACCAUCCAAAGUGUAAUUAAUAACUUCACCAUGCUUAAAGGAAUAUUCAAUGUCUGCUUUUUUGUGGUCCUGUAUCGCUCAGUUGGUAGAGCAUGGCGCUUGUGACGCCAGGAUUGUGAGUUUGAUUCCCGUGGCUACACACACAUAAAAAUGUGUGAAUGCAUGACUGUAAUUCGCUUUGGAUAAAAGCAUCUGCUACAUGGCUUUAUUAUUAUUAUCAUUAUUAUUAUAUUUAAAAAAUACCAAUAGUUGCCCUUCUUUGCGAGGUAUUGGAAAACCGCCCUGGUCUUUGUGGUUGAAUCUGUUUGAAUUUCUACAAUCUGUUUACAAUUAUCUGUAUGUGUGGGGUACAGAGAUUAGGUAUUCUUUCAAAAAUCAUGUUAAACACUAUUAUUGUGCACAGAGUGAGUCCAUGCAACUUAUUAUGUGACUUGUUAAGCAAAUCUUUACUCCUCAACUUAUUUAGGCUUGCUAUAACAAAGGGGUUGAAUACAUAUUGACUCAAGACAUUGCAGCUUUUCAUUUUUUAUUAAUUUGUAAAAAUUAAAAAUAAUAUUAUUCCACUUUGACAUUAUGGGGUAUUGUGUGUAGGCCAGUGACACUAUCUAAUUUUAAUACAUUUUAAAUUCAGGCUGUAACACAACAAAAAUGUGGAAAAAGUAUAGGGUUGUGAAUACUUUUUCAGAAGUCACUUUAAGAAUUUUUUUACAUUUUACAUUUUUAGUCAUUUAGCAGACGCUCUUAUCCAGAGCGACUUAGUUUAUUUUUAUUUAUUUAUUUAAUCAUUAUUAUUAUUAUUAUUAUUAUUAUUAUUAUUAAUUUUUUUUUAUCGAACCCACAACCCUGGCGUUGCAAACGCCAUGCUCUACCAACAUCCCUGCCUGCCAUUCCCUCCCCUACCCUGGACGACGCUGGGCCAAUUGUGCGCCGCCCCAUGGGUCUCCCGGUCACGGCCGGCUACGACAGAGCCUGGAUACGAACCAGGAUCUCUAGUGGCACAGCUAGCACUGCAAUGCAGUGCCUUAGACCACUGCGCCACUCGGGAGAGACAUUUUUAUAGUUUUUUCCAACUAGCACUGACUCUACUGAUUAACAUUACAUUUACAUUUACGUCAUUUAGCAGACGCUCUUAUCCAGAUUAACUUCUGUAUUUGGGUAAAAUGUCUACGUACGAAUGCACUUUCUGUAAGUCGCAGUGAAUAAGAGUCUGCUAAAUGACUAAAAUGUAAAAAAAAUGUAAAUAUAAACUGGUAAUCCAUUAGUAGUUUUCUGUGGAAUGUCAGUGUGUCUGUGCUUCUCUUUUCCAGGUAAUUUCAAAGCUGGCGGCGAAGGCACCAUUCUGAAGAAGUUCUCAGAGAAUGAGAAGCUGUGUUUUGAGAGAUUGCAGGGUGACGUGCUCCAGGGCUUUGUACCAGGAUACCAUGGGGUGGUGGAGAGGGAUGGGGAACCAUUCCUACAUAUGACUGAUCUACUGGUCAAUUUUGAUGAACCCAGUGUCAUGGACUGCAAGAUGGGAGUGAGGUAGGGAAGCAGCAAUAGUGAGUAGAGAGUAGCAGUAGGUUUGUUUUAUAAUAAUGUGCAGAAUACUAUACCCCUAUAGGAGGAUUGGGUGAAAGAAGGUAUUAAGCAAUGUUGAGAAAAUGGCAAACAAAUCACUGUUGGAGUAAUAUACAGUGGGGGAAAAAAGUAUUUAGUCAGCCACCAAUUGUGCAAGUUCUCCCACUUAAAAAGAUGAGAGAGGCCUGUACUUUUCAUCAUAGGUACACGUCAACUAUAACAGACAAAUUGAGAAAAGAAAUUCCAGAAAAUCACAUUGUAGGAUUUUUAAUGAAUUUAUUUGCAAAUUAUGGUGGAAAAUAAGUAUUUGGUCAAUAACAAAAGUUUCUCAAUACUUUGUGAUAUACCCUUUGUUGGCAAUGACACAGGUCAAACGUUUUCUGUAAGUCUUCACAAGGUUUUCACACACUGUUGGUGGUAUUUUGGCCCAUUCCUCCAUGCAGAUCUCCUCUAGAGCAGUGAUGUUUUGGGGCUGUCGCUGGGCAACACAGACUUUCAGCUCCCUCCAAAGAUUUUCUAUGGGGUUGAGAUCUGGAGACUGGCUAGGCCACUCCAGGACCUUGAAAUGCUUCUUACGAAGCCACUCCUUCAUUGCCCGGCGGUGUGUUUGGGAUCAUUGUCAUGCUGAAAGACCCAGCCACGUUUCAUCUUCAAUGCCCUUGCUGAUGGAAGGAGGUUUUCACUCAAAAUCUCACGAUACAUGGCCCCAUUCAUUCUUUCCUUUACACGGAUCAGUCGUCCUGGUCCCUUUGCAGAAAAACAGCCCCAAAGCAUGAUGUUUCCACCCCCAUGCUUCACAGUAGGUAUGGUGUUCUUUGGAUGCAACUCAGCAUUCUUUGUCCUCCAAACACGAAGAGUUGAGUUUUUACCAAAAAGUUAUAUUUUGGUUUCAUCUGACCAUAUGACAUUCUCCCAAUCCUCUUCUGGAUCAUCCAAAUGCACUCUAGCAAACUUCAGACGGGCCUGGCUUAAGCAGGGGGACACGUCUGGCACUGCAGGAUUUGAGUCCCUGGCGGCGUAGUGUGUUACUGAUGGUAGGCUUUGUUACUUUGGUCCCAGCUCUCUGCAGGUCAUUCACUAGGUCCCCCCGUGUGGUUCUGGGAUUUUUGCUCACCGUUCUUGUGAUCAUUUUGACCCCACGGGGUGAGAUCUUGCGUGGAGCCCCAGAUCGAGGGAGAUUAUCAGUGGCCUUUUAUGUCUUCCAUUUCCUAAUAAUUGCUCCCACAGUUGAUUUCUUCAAACCAAGCUGCUUACCUAUUGCAGAUACAGUCUUCCCAGCCUGGUGCAGGUCUACAAUUUUGUUUCUGGUGUCCUUUGACAGCUCUUUGGUCUUGGCCUUAGUGGAGUUUGGAGUAUGACUGUUUGAGGUUGUGGACAGGUGUAUUUUAUACUGAUAACAAGUUCAAACAGGUGCCAUUAAUACAGGUAAAGAGUGGAGGACAGAGGAGCCUCUUAAAGAAGAAGUUACAGGUCUGUGAGAGCCAGAAAUCUUGCUUGUUUGGAGGUGACCAAAUACUUAUUUUCCACCAUAAUUUGCAAAUAAAUUCAUUAAAAAUCCUACAAUGUGAUUUUCUGGAAAAAAUAUUCUCAUUUUGUCUGUCAUAGUUGACGUGUACCUAUGAUGAAAAUUACAGGCCUCUCUCAUCUUUUUAAGUGGGAGAACUUGCACAGUUGGUCGCUGACUAAAUACUUUUUUUCCCCACUGUAAUUUAGCAAUAUCAGAGAGCAUUUUCCAUCUUACACUUCAGUGCUCCUGAUAGCAGAACAUACACAUUGUAAACCUGUUUUAUUUGCUCUUGAUAAAAAACCUGUUACUGUUUCUGUGAGGAUUUCCUGCCACACAUAGUGGGCGGGGUGUCACAUCACACAGAGGCCCUCACUAAUGAGCCUCACAUUUCCUGUACACAGACAGAAAGAACCACGUACACACGCGCAUACACAUAUACAGGGUGGUUGCAGGCACAGGUUUCCCCUGGAGUCUCCCUUCUGACAAACACAAUCAAUGAAUUACCCAAGCUCUCUCACUUGCAGCUAACACACACUUAUACUGUCAGCCUGUGUACCCUGGAGUCUCCUCCUGACUUCUUUUAUACAAAGGAAGUUCGGUUAGCAGAAUGAAACUGACAUUCACCGCACAAACAUUGACUUUGCUUCUCUUUUUGUCUACCAAGUAAGACUAAGCAAGUCAAUUCUUCCAUCCAAAGCAUAACAAACUCAUAGCAUUGUCAUUGUCUGUAAUGCUUCCACACCAACUCCACUAUCAUCAUACACAAACAAGACAAUGAAAAGUCACUUAACUGUGAGGAUUGUGAACAGUGUCAUGGCCGCCCUGUUGUCCUCUUCUCAGGACGUAUCUGGAGGAGGAGCUGGUGCGAGCGCGGGAGCGGCCGAAGCUCCGUAGGGACCUGUAUGACAAGAUGCUGGAGGUGGACAGUGAGGCCCCCAGCCCCCAGGAGCACCUCCAGAGGGCUGUCACCAAACCCCGCUACAUGCAGUGGAGAGAGACCCUCAGCUCCACACACACCCUUGGGUUCCGCAUCGAGGGCAUCAAGGCAAGUACCAGUGUGUCAGUCUGUGUCAACGUAAAGGAGGAAAUUCAGUCAGUGUUCACUCAAAACGCCACCAUAGAGAUCAUUUUCCAUUUAAACCAGAAAAGGCUUUUCCUGGACAAAAAACAACAACAUUUUCAAUGGUUUAAUGUUGCUGUUAAGUUUUCCAUUUGAAGUUCAAAACAUAUGCAAUUUAGUCAUGUUGUAGCCUUGACCUUAUUGCACGUGGACAGUGCUGCUUAUCACCAUAUUGACUGUUCCUUCUCUCAGAAAGCUGAUGGUACAUGUCAUACGGAUUUCAAGAAGAUCCGGUCAAAGGAGGAUGUCACACAGGUCUUCAGGGACUUUUCCGGAGUCAACACAAACAUACUAGUAGGUUGACAGCUACUAGUCCUACCUGUUAUGGUGUUACAGCCGCAUUCAUUUGCAUGUUCUGCUGAUUCUUAGACAAAUAGAGACAUACCUGUCUCAUUUAAAGGCAAUACUUGAACAGUCAAACAAAUUGGUUUGACUUUACCUGUCUCAUGUAAGAGCUCAUGAAAAGUAAUACACACAUUGGUAAAUAUUUGGAUAGGAUGAGCAACCCACAUGGCAAUAUGCACUACAGUAGAUCCUGUUGGAACGACAGAUGGCAAAUGGAAUUUAACUACCAAUACACAUAACCUCUAUUGAUUUAAUGGAUUUAUCAAGGGAGGUUCCCAAGUCUCAACUCUAUAGCCAGAAUAAUCAUAUUGCCCCCUAUUUCCCCUCCUCUCAUACAGAAUUCCUACCUGAGCAAACUAGUAAAAAUUCAACAAGCCCUGAAGUCAUCUGAAUUCUUCAAGAGACACGAGGUGAAUAGAGGAGCUUUAGUUCAUCUGCACCUGUUUUCUGUUAAGAUUUGUUCAUCACGUUAGAUAUAUUAAACACAUCUAAGAGCUUUUGUGAGGCAUACCGGUGAAUAAUAUGAAUGAUUAUAUUGUAAUGAGUACACGUCUUCUCUCUCCAAGGUGAUUGGGAGUUCCCUCCUCUUCAUCCAUGACCACACUGAGCGAGCUGAGGUUUGGCUCAUUGACUUCGGUAAGACUACAGGUCUACCUGAAGGACAGACUCUGGACCACUGCAUACCCUGGCAGGAGGGCAAUCGAGAGGACGGAUACAUGUGGGGACUGGACAACCUGAAGAGGACACUGGGCUCUUUGACCAACAAAGGAAAUAGUGAAGGAACUAGUAAAUAA
Molecule: messenger RNA, 23859 nt
Organism: Coregonus sp. 'balchen'
Lineage: Eukaryota; Metazoa; Chordata; Actinopteri; Salmoniformes; Salmonidae
Source: the annotation of a GenBank genome assembly